Molecule: messenger RNA, 1648 nt
Organism: Hevea brasiliensis (rubber tree)
Lineage: Eukaryota; Viridiplantae; Streptophyta; Magnoliopsida; Malpighiales; Euphorbiaceae
Exons: 4
Coding region: 1-369 (122 amino acids)
Source: RefSeq, a predicted model, not a curated record
AUGUUUGCAAAUCUGAAAAUCCAGUAUUCAUUCUUCUGUUUUUUAAGGGGGUCAGGGAGUUGUUCUGCCAUCAAAGGCCUUAACAAGAGCACAACUCCUCAUUGUUCCUGUAGAAGAAAAUUUAACAAAAUUGUUUCAAUGAAGACAUGGAAUUCUUUGUUUCCCUUUUCAAUAAUACAAUUGCCACUUGCUUUUGACAGUUGGGACAAUGAUGGCUAUUCCAUUCUUUUGCAUGCAGAAGUGCUAGCAGAGCUGAGGAAGCACAAUGAUCAACAACCAACCACUGGUGCAUGUGAAAUAUACAAGCCUUUAUCAAUUCUGGAAUGGAAUCGAUUCCAAGCUUUUGAAAAGGAGGAUCUUCCUCAGUGAUCAAGAUGCCGAAGGGAGAACAGAAUGAGAUAAAUGAUGAUAUCUACAGAAUCCCAAUCUACUAAAGCAAAUGAGUAUUGAAUAUCCUCAAAUGAAUGCAUCAGCCAGAACUUGCAGAUCAUAUGAAAGUCACGGGACAUAUUGAGAUUAUUCUGUUUCUAUGGAUUAAUGAAUAUCUUGGUUAUUAAGAUAAUCAUUCCAAUAUCCAGGUGGUUGUUAGAAUAAUCACUCCUUUAUCAUUUUAGUUACAAUUUCUUCUCAUGUAAAUAUCUUUUUUGGCCCUUGUUAUACUUGUAUAAAAGGAGAGCUUUGUAAUCUGAUGAGAUAAUAGAAAUAAUACAUUAUUAUUCAUGCCCAUUAUCUGCGAUCUUCUUGUUUUGUUUAGCUAAAGUUAACAUGGUAUUAGUUAGAGCAGGUUUAGCCUAUUUAAUUUAAGUGUCCACUGCUGCGUCUAAAAGUUCAAUGUUCAAUGUUUCAGGGAGAGGAUUUUCAAGUUCAAGUUCAAGUUCAAGUGUCAACUUAGGGGAAUGUCAAGAGUCCCACAUAGGAAAAGAAUAAGAAACUCAAAGGGUGGUGGAAGGCCAAACAUGGUUAGUUCUAAUCUUUUAACAAUGAUUGAAGUAAGCCCGUCUCACACUCUUGCCUCAGCCACCCACUAGCCUCCACCCGUUGAAUUCAUGUUUGUGAUAUGGUCCUCAAAUGGGACCUAGUUUUGUUGCUUACAGUGACCAAUAAUCCACAUGUGAAGUUGUUCCUCUGAAGUUGUUUUCAGGGCACUCAUACGGGAAAUGGUGGACCAGGAACAUGGAGUUGAUGGUUUAACAGGAAACAGCAGCAGAGUCAGACCAGUCCCACCCUGAUUGAUUUGCAGCAGAGCUAGUGGCUUUGAUUCUUUAUUAUGCAAGCGAGUGCUCAGCAAGAAACAAUAUUCCAAUGCCAUGCAGCUCUGAAGGGUCGCUGUCCGAUAUUGAUGCAGUGUUCCUUGAGCUCACGAAGAUUUUGAGUACAAAGAAAAACCUGCCUAGUUUUUCUCAUCUCUCUCGUAGAUGAUUUUUGUGCACGUAAUGUCUCUUGGUUGCUUAGCUAUGUUGUUCUCUUUAGUUGUUGGUUUUUGACUUCAUGUCUGGGCAGCUAAACUGUACUUUUAAUUAAUGUGUAUAUUGACCAAGGAUGCUUGAUCUUCAUUAACAAGAUAAACCAUGAUGAAGGGGGUUCUCAGUGUACCUAAACCUGUAUUUUAUAUCUCAUUAUUUGGUGGCUAUAGAUCAUGGUUAGUUGA